UAUACCCUUUAGUUGGGUUGUUAUGACACUCCUCACGGCGAACGCUCUCGGCUCACUUCUCGCGAAUGCAAUCUCCACGAGCUCUAUGCGUUUGGGCCGUGUCGUCCACGCGCGAAUCGUCAAGACCCUCGACUCUCCUCCUCCUCCGUUCCUGGCAAACUACCUCAUCAACAUGUACUCCAAACUCGACCAUCCCGACUCGGCUCGACUCCUUCUCCGCCUCACUCCUUCCCGUAACGUCGUCUCUUGGACGUCACUCGUGUCCGGGCUAGUUCAAAACGGUCACUUCUCCUCCGCGUUGCUUGAGUUCUUGGAAAUGCGACGGGAAGGUGUUUUCCCAAACGACUUCACCUUCCCUUGCGCCUUCAAAGCCGCGGCUUCUUUGCGGUGGCCGGUUACUGGGAAACAGAUUCAUGCUCUUUCUGUCAAGUGUGGACGUAUACUUGAUGUCUUUGUUGGCUGCAGUGCUUUUGAUAUGUAUUGUAAGACCAAGCUUAGGGGUGAUGCUCGCAAGAUGUUCGAUGAAAUUCCUCAGAGGAAUCUUGCAACUUGGAAUGCCUUUUUAUCUAACUCUGUCACUGAUGGAAGGCCUAUGGAAGCUGUUGGAGCUUUUAUUGAGUUCAGGAAGAUUGGUGGACACCCCAAUUCCAUAACUUUUUGCGCUUUCCUAAAUGCUUGCUCAGAUGGGUUGUUACUUAGUCUAGGUGAGCAGUUGCAUGGGCUUGUGUUUUGUAGCGGGUUCGAUACAGAUGUGUCAGUGUGUAAUGGGUUGAUCGAUUUCUAUGGAAAGUGUAAGAAGAUUCACUGCAGUGAAACUGUGUUUGCUGAAAUGGGGACAAGAAAUGCUGUUUCUUGGUGUUCCUUGGUGGCUGCGUAUGUGCAGAAUCAUGAAGAUGAGAAGGCGUCUUUGUUGUUCCUACGUUCAAGGAAGGAGAUUGUUGAGACUUCUGAUUUUAUGAUCUCAAGCACUCUGAGUGCGUGUGCCGGUAUGGCAGGUCUUGAGUUGGGGAGAUCGGUACAUGCUCACGCUGUGAAAGCUUGCGUUGAAAGGACUAUCUUUGUGGGAAGUGCACUAGUUGACAUGUAUGGAAAAUGCGGAUGUAUAGAAGAUUCUGAACAAGCUUUCGAUGAGAUGCCUGAAAAGAACUUAGUGACGAUGAAUUCACUGAUCGGUGGAUAUGCUCAUCAGGGUCAGGUUGAUAUGGCAUUGGCGUUAUUUGAUCAAAUGGCACCACGUGGUUCCGGUCCGGCUCCAAAUUAUAUGACGUUUGUGUCCGUGCUUUCAGCUUGUAGUAGAGCAGGGGAUGUGGAAAACGGUAUGGAGAUAUUUGAUUCGAUGAAGAGCAGUUACGGCAUCGAGCCAGGAGCUGAGCACUAUUCAUGCGUUGUCGACAUGCUAGGGAGAGCUGGGAUGGUGGAACGAGCAUACGAAUUCAUAAAGAAAAUGCCAAUUCAACCCACAAUCUCGGUUUGGGGCGCUCUUCAGAAUGCUUGUAGGAUGCAUAGUAAGCCACACCUCGGAGUAUUGGCAGCUGAGAACCUUUUUAAACUUGACCCUAAAGAUUCUGGCAACCACGUUCUGCUUUCCAAUACGUUUGCAGCAGCUGGAAGGUGGGCGGAAGCCAACACCGUGAGAGAGGAGAUGAAAGGGGUAGGAAUCAGGAAAGGAACCGGGUACAGUUGGGUCACAGUAAAGAACCAAAUCCAUACGUUUCAAGCUAAGGACAUAUCACACAGAAUGAACAAAGAGAUCCAGACAAUGCUGUCCAAGCUAAGGAAUGAGAUGGAGGCUGCAGGGUACAAGCCCGACCUGAAACUCUCUCUUUACGAUCUGGAGGAAGAGGAGAAAGCAGCGGAAGUCGCGCACCACAGUGAGAAACUGGCUCUAGCGUUUGGCUUGCUAGCUUUACCACUCGGUGUUCCCAUCAGGAUCACAAAGAACCUUAGGAUCUGUGGAGAUUGUCACAGCUUCUUCAAGUUUGUGUCUGGGAGUGUUAAGAGAGAUAUCAUUGUGAGAGACAAUAACCGGUUUCAUCGGUUCGUGGGUGGGACUUGUUCUUGUAAGGAUUAUUGGUAAUGUUAGUUUAGGUUAAAGUUUUAUAUCUUUGUAAAACUAUAAAGAGAGUGACUAAUUCAAUUCACUAUUAAUUUUGAUGAAAAUAAACAUUUUCUCUAAUAACAUACAUUAUUCUGUAGUCGAAUAUGAUGCUCAAGACAUCGUGUAAAUCUGCGUUCUAAAUUAAUCUCCAACCUUACGUUUGUACUAAUUCACUACAAAAAAAGAUGGUUUAACAUCAUUUAUUUUGUAUUUUUGUAUUACUUAUAAAUGAUGUAAAAGAAUUUUGUAUCACUUAUAUAAAUGACUCUGAAAGUGGUGAUGCAAAUAAUUUACAUCAAUUUAUCAAUAAUUGAUGUAAAAAUUAUGAAUAUUUGCAUCAAUUUCUAAGUGAUGUCAAUAUGUAUCAAUUGUAACAAAUGAUAUUAAUUGAAGUCGAUUAACACAAUUAUUUCUGAUCUAAAAAAAAAAGUUAUUAGCAUCAGUUUUAUUUUUAUUUUUGUCAACAGCAUCAGUUUUAUUUAGUAUCAUCUUAAUAAGUGAUGUCAACAACAAAAUCAAUACAUCAAUUAUAUAAUUGAUAUAACUUUGUAAAAUAGUAUCAUUUUUUGUUAAAGUGAUACAACUUACAACAAAAAUAUGUCAUUUUAUUGAAUUGAUGCCAAAUAAUUUAAUAAAACAUCACUUUCUUAUAAAUGAUGUUAAAUUAUAUAUAUUUGUCUCAUUUACAAAUAAAUGAUUUAAAAUAGAAUCAUUUAAUUUUGUGAUAUAAAUUAAGUGAUACAAUUCACUUCAUUUUUUGUAGUGAUUAAAAAGAGAUGUUGCUUAGGUGUCACUUAAUUAGAAUGACAAUUUAUCUUACGUGGCAGCUUAAGAAUUAAUUGAAAAAAUGUUGGUCCAAAUCCAAUUACUAGGAAACAUUAUAUUAAUCCAAAAUAUAAGAAGCGUGUAUUUUUUAAUUAAAUAAAAGCUACGGAAUUACCUAAUAUGAUUAACAUAUAUAUGACAAAUAAUGACUAUGAAUAAUAAAGAUUUGAUAACAAUUUUUUCAUCUUUCUUCAUUUUUGUUUAAUUUUAUAUUAUUAAAAAUAAACAAUCACAUUAACUAUAUAAUAAAAAAUUAGAUUUUUUCUUAUAUGUUAUAUUUCAAAUUUCUUAAAAUGAUUUUAAAUUACAAAAAUAAGGAAAUCUUAUAUGUUAUAUUUUAAAUUUUUUUUAAACAAAUUUAAAUUACAAAAAUGAGGAAACCUUAUAUGUUAUAUAUUCUUAUAUGUUAGAUUUUUUUAUAUGUUAUAUUUUAAAUUUUUUAAAACGACUUUAAAUUAAAAAAUGUAAGUUUUCCUUAAGCAUACGACUAAAAGCAUAUAAAUGAUAUGUAUCAAUUCGAUGGUUGAUCUGAAAAUCUUUCAAAAUCAUAUGGAAGAUAAAUGUUAAAAUAAUUCAACUCUAGAAACAGUACUGUUCACUUUUUUAAGAAUGUGUUCGGUGGAAAAAAGUAAAGUUUUUAUGUCAUAAUUUGUUUAAUGUCCAAUCCAAUCAACCCAUGAUAUAUUCAUUAUAUUUAGAUCAACAAUUUUUAAUAAAAAUUGAUCCGGUUCAUCAGAAAAAUAUUAUAUAAUAACAACAAAAAACAUUGUAUAUAUAUAAAUAAAAUGAUCAAAUAUAU
This is a messenger RNA of Brassica rapa (field mustard), 3722 nucleotides long. Its product is annotated as pentatricopeptide repeat-containing protein At4g14850. Gene Ontology annotation, molecular function: zinc ion binding; RNA binding; protein binding. The record is from RefSeq and is a predicted model, not a curated record. NCBI's taxonomy places the organism in Eukaryota, Viridiplantae, Streptophyta, Magnoliopsida, Brassicales, Brassicaceae. Gene Ontology annotation, biological process: RNA modification.